GAGACACGCUUCUUUGGUUACAACGCGGAGACGAAAUAUAACGUUGAGGCGCAUCGCGAUCGCAUUUUCGGCAAACAUGUCGCCGAUUAUAUGGAACUUUUGAAGGAGCAAGAUGAAGAUGCGUACAAACGUCACUUUUCUCGUUUCAUUGCUGAGGGCGUUGGCCCGGAAGACAUCGUUGAAUUGUACAAGAAAGCGCAUGAAGCAAUACGUGCCAAUCCAUUACCAGCGCCUAAAGUGGACAAGCUGGUUAGUUUUUGUUAUUUUCGAACAAAUACUACUCUACGUGCUAGAAAUUCAAAAUCCUUACUCCGUUAG
Gongylonema pulchrum is the source of this 318-nucleotide messenger RNA. The record is from the annotation of a GenBank genome assembly. Lineage: Eukaryota; Metazoa; Nematoda; Chromadorea; Rhabditida; Gongylonematidae.